Molecule: messenger RNA, 1435 nt
Organism: Pezoporus flaviventris
Lineage: Eukaryota; Metazoa; Chordata; Aves; Psittaciformes; Psittacidae
Gene: TRNT1
Product: tRNA nucleotidyl transferase 1
Exons: 7
Coding region: 58-1359 (433 amino acids)
Biological process (GO): RNA processing
Molecular function (GO): nucleotidyltransferase activity; RNA binding
Source: RefSeq, a predicted model, not a curated record
AGGCCGGGCCCGCUCGGCGCGGGGCGGCUGACGUGUCGUGUGGCCGUUUCUCCGCAGAUGCGGGCUGAGGUGUUGCUUCUGCCCUGCAGGGCCCGGCUGCGGCUGCUCCCGCCGCUCCGGCCGCGGCACCGAGCGGCGGGCAUCAUGAGGCUGCAGUCCCCACAGUUCCAGGCCCUCUUCACGCCGGGGCUCCGCAGCGUGGCAGAAAUGUUUGAGAAGAAGAACUAUGAGCUGAGGAUAGCAGGAGGUGCUGUGAGGGAUUUACUGAGUGGAAUGACACCACAAGAUGUAGAUUUUGCCACUACAGCUACACCCGCAGAGAUGAAGGACAUGUUCACAUCUGCUGGUGUUCGUCUCAUCAAUAACAAAGGAGAAAAACAUGGAACCAUUACUGCCAGGCUCCAUGAACAGAACUUUGAAAUUACUACUCUUAGAAUAGAUGUCGUCACUGAUGGACGACAUGCAGAGGUGGAAUUCACCACUGACUGGGAAAAGGAUGCUGAAAGGAGGGAUCUGACUAUCAAUUCCAUGUUUUUAGGUUUGGAUGGAAUGCUGUAUGACUUUUUUAAUGGAUAUGAAGACUUGAAAAACAAGAAAAUUAGAUUUGUAGGAAAGGCAACUGAGAGAAUACAAGAAGAUUAUUUACGAAUCCUAAGAUAUUUCAGGUUUUAUGGAAGAAUCGCAGAGAAACCUGAUGUUCAUGAAUCUAGUACGCUGCAAGCAAUUAAAGAAAAUGCCAAAGGUUUGGCUGGAAUAUCAGGAGAAAGGAUUUGGGUGGAACUGAAAAAAAUUCUUCUUGGAAACCAUGUAAAUCAUUUGAUUCAACUUAUGUAUGAGCUGGAUAUUGCACAGUACAUAGGACUGCCACUUGAUGGAGAUCUAGAGGAAUUUGCCAGAGUAACUAAAAAUGUACAAAACCUGUGUCCAAAACCGAUGACUGUUCUGACAUCAUUGUUCAAAGGGAAGGAUGACAUCACAAACCUUGAUCUGAGGCUGAAAAUCUCAAAAGAAGAAAAAACCCUUGGCCUUUUCAUAAUGAAGCACCGGCAAGAGUUAACCAAAGCUGUGGGUCCAGAACCACUUAAACCGUAUCAGGAUGUCAUCAUGGAUUCUAGGGAAGCUAAUACAAAUUCCAAGAUCUGUGAGCUUCUGAAAUACCAAGGAGAAGAUCAUCUUUUACAGGAGUUGCAGCAAUGGACUGUUCCUUCUUUUCCUGUUAGUGGACAUGACUUAAGAAAAAUGGGCAUAUCUUCUGGAAAAGAAAUUGGAGCAGCAUUACAGCAGCUAAGGGAGGAAUGGAAGAAGAGUGGGUAUCACAUGGACAAAGAAGAACUGUUAAGUUGCCUAAAGAAGUUGUAAAAUUGAGUAAGAAAGAGAACAGUUUUUGUCCUAUUCAAAGUGUAACUGAGAUAACAGUAAAUACUUUGAGACUGUA